Molecule: messenger RNA, 1191 nt
Organism: Vidua macroura (Pin-tailed whydah)
Lineage: Eukaryota; Metazoa; Chordata; Aves; Passeriformes; Viduidae
Gene: CZH5orf63
Product: chromosome Z C5orf63 homolog
Exons: 5
Coding region: 214-570 (118 amino acids)
Source: RefSeq, a predicted model, not a curated record
UGGCGGAGUCACGUCACAGCCGGCGCUGCCCGGCGCGGCCCCGCCCGCGCACCGCGCGUUCCGGCGGAGCUCCCGCAGGCCUCCUCUGAAUGUCUGGUGGGGUAAAAGCUGUGUGGGGAUCUCCAAGCUACAGGAUUUGCUGUCCCCACUCACGUGGACUCCCUGGUCUGUGGCUGUGUCACCUAUUUUCCUGCUCAGCAUUUCCUUGGCAGGAUGAUGGUGCUCUGUUUUUUGAGCAGAGCCCUGCCACGAGCCAGGCAUUCACCCAGCCUACUGGGGAGACAACUCUGCUCAGCCAGCACAAAUAAGCCAGUGUUGACUUUAUUCACCAAGAAACCAUGCCCUCUGUGUGAUGAAGCAAAAGAAGUUCUUGAGCCAUACAAGAGAAGGUUUAUUCUGCAGGAGGUGGAUAUUACCCUUCCAGAGAACUCAGCAUGGUAUGAUAAAUACAAAUAUGACAUACCUGUUUUUCACUUAAAUGGAAAGUUCCUAAUGAAGCAUCGUGUUAACAUUCAAAAAUUUGAGGACCAACUUAGGAAGCUGGAGUUGCAAAGUGGGGAAAACCAAUGAAGAAAAUGCAGCUGCUCUGAUGCAGAUCUCAAAGGUGAAAAGAACUGUGUGAAAACAACCCCAUAUUCAUUAUGUGGCCUUAAAUUUCUUAGGACAUGUGAGUCUGAAAAACUUGAGUGACUUGUGUUCUGUUUUGUGUUAAUCACCCAGCCCAGCUGCACCAGGACCCACCUUUUCUGUGCUGUUCAUUUGCUGCUCUCGUGGGUUGCUGUUUUCACUGACAGAAUAAAAGCUGCUCCAUAACAGCAGAUAAAGUAAACUCUGUUUGUAUGGGGUUGGCAUGGCCAGGUUUGGGUAGUGGGGGGUGGUACAGGGGUGGUUUCUCUGAGAAGCUGCUGGAAGCUUCCCCUGUGUCCAGCUGAGCCAGCCAGCUCCAGGAUGGAUCCUCUGGCCACAUCCUCAGUGAUGAGGAGGAAGAAGGUGAGAAUGUUUAAUAAAAUGACCACAAACUCCAUCCUCCAUCUCCCUGAACCAACGAGGGGAAGGAGAAAGAGCAAACUGAGAGUGAAGUUAAACCUUGGAAGAAGGGAAGGGUGGGAUAAAGGAAUUUUAAAGAUUUAAUUUCCUUUGUCUUUAUCCUACUGUGAUUUGAUUGGAAAUAAACUAAUUUCCCUAAAUCUC